AAAGUCGUCUGUUUUCAGGUCAGCUGGCUUCUAGUGUGAGCUGAAACGCAGGUUGGCCAGGAAAGAAAAUAUAGAAGACCGGCUAGCUCGGAGCCGGUUUGUGGAGGCCGCCAUCUUGAACUUGGGCCGGCAGGAAGUGGAGUUGGCAACUCGGCACCCUCUUCGGUGAGGUUAUUACCUGGAUAACGAGCCCGACACCUGAGACUACAGGUGUGUAAGUUAGGGAUGUGGCAGGCCACCUGGCUGUACCUGUAUCUCACCUGGAUCAGACCCAUGAUCAAAUGGCUACUCAGGAAGAUACUAGGCACCUGCGAGCUGCAGCGCAUCUGUCGAGGGUAUGGGGGUGCUGCUAGGACUAAGAGAGUCGAAAAAUCUUUGAAGCUGUCGAAAUACCAGGUACUGUAUGUAUUCUGGAAUUUUCAGUGUACAGUCCUGCAGGAGAUUACCCAUGGAGGUGCAGAAUGUGACGUAGACCAGACAGUGCAGGGCAUCAUACAGAUCAAGGGUGUCAGUCAGCAGAAAGAUCCACAAUUUGCUCCGUCCCUGCGAGGGUGUCUGGUACAGAUCCGUGGGUACCAGGAGCUGAUACAUGAGGUGGAGGGGGUGAGGGCAGAGGCGUACUCCUCAGACAACCAGGAACACGAGAAUAUGCUGCUACAGCUUUGGGACCACCUGAUGCCUGACACCAGCCUGGAGUCCCGCAUCACCAAACAGUGGGGCGACAUCGGUUUCCAGGGAGACGACCCCAGGACGGACUUCAGGGGCAUGGGUAUGCUUGGGCUACACAACCUGUUUUUCUUUGCUGACCAGCAGACGGAGUUGGCCAGACAAGUGCUGCAGCAUUCCCAUCAUCCUCAGUACGGUUACUCCUUUGCGAUUGUCGGUAUAAACAUCACGAGCCUGACCUACUCACUCCUGGUGAGAGGGAAACUUCGGACACACUUCUACAACUUCCCCAGUCCGCCCAAACUCAGCCACUUCCACCUGCUCUACUGUGAGUACCCACACUUCUACAACUUCCCCAGCCCUCCCAAACUCAACCACUUCCACCUGCUGUACUGCCACCUCCUGGUUGAGUUUGACAAGUUCUGGCUGGCGGAGAAGCCGCGUGACGUGAUGGAGUUCACCAGGAUACGCAACAAGUUCGAGAAGAAGCUGCUCUCUCUGCUGAGGGAUGACUCAACUGUGCUCCGGGGUAGCUUUGUGGAGAAGGGAGAACAAUCGUAGUGACUCCACUGUGCUUCAAUCGUGGUGACUCCACUGUGCUCCGGGGGAGCUUUGUGGAGAAGGGAGAACAAUCGUAGUGACUCCACUGUGCUUCAAUCGUGGUGACUCCACUGUGCUCCGAGGGAGCUUUGUGGAGAAGGGAGAACAAUCGUAGUGAAGACAAGUGUGGUAGAAACACAAAGAAUUGGACUCAACUAAAUCUAAAAUACAUCUCCAGUCUUUGUCACUAUUUAAUUUUUUUUAGUGUAAAGGGAAGCAUUUCCUUAAUGGAGAACAGUGAUUUUCUCUGUAACGUCUCCCCUAUCCUAGCUGUACUUAUGUCAACUCCUGUGUCAGCGUUCUGCUCUGUCAAAACUCCCUUCUCCCUUCUUACGACCUCCAGUUGACCUUGAAGACAUUUGAAGACCAGCCACAAGAGUUGGAGCUGAGUUUCUGUCAUGUAGUCAUGUUUGCAGCAUACAAUAAGGGCAGUCGAGGAUCAUGGACCAAGAAAGUUGUGGGCAUACUGAAAAAAUUGGGGCAGAAAAGUAGAAUAAAUUUUAUCAAUAGUCUUUCUUCUAAAAUUGUAGAAGAAACCUGCCUUUAAGUUUAAGGGAAGCAUCUCCACAUUGGAGAGCAAUUACGUCUAGAAUUAUGCUUUUAUUAAAUAGAUGUAUAUGAUUUGGCACAUAUUUAUCAUGUAAAUGUGAUGUUUUAGAUGAAAAUGUGGCCUAUUGACAUACAACUUUGUUAUAUGAGAUGUCAGCGUAAUAUUUGUAUUGUUACCUACAGGAUGUGGCUCACACACUAAGUCAUUAUAAGUUUUGAUUCUAAAGAAGGUGACAGUGGUCGUCGAAAAUUAGAUCCGUGUAUACAUACCUUUCUGUUGGAAGAAAGUUUAUAGCAUUGUACUAAGUCAUUGUAAGUUGUUUGGUUUUCUGUUACCAAAGUCCUCUUGUGUUGUGUUGAUCAGGAUAAGGAAGAAAAGUAUCUUUGUCCUGUGCAGUGCCUAGGCCUGAUUGUACGUACAGAAUUAUCGACAAGAAUCCAAAGGCCGAAUUGUUGCCCAAAUUAAAUAUUUAUAACUAGAUUACAUGGCACCUGUGUGAGUCAGACUGUUAAUGGAACCACAGAUCAUGUUUCUGUACAAGUAUUCUUCCCACAACUGAAUAGACAUUGUCAAAACAA
This is a messenger RNA of Branchiostoma floridae (Florida lancelet), 2394 nucleotides long. RefSeq names its product ELMO domain-containing protein 2-like. The record is from RefSeq and is a predicted model, not a curated record. NCBI's taxonomy places the organism in Eukaryota, Metazoa, Chordata, Leptocardii, Amphioxiformes, Branchiostomatidae. The coding region runs from base 226 to 1227 and encodes 333 amino acids. Gene Ontology annotation, molecular function: GTPase activator activity. The transcript has 11 exons.